GCGCUUUCUAAUCUCACUCUUUAGAUCGCGCGUUAUCCUCGUCCAUCAUGGAGGCACUGCUCGAUUUUUCCGGCGACUUUGAUGUCGCACUCCUUGACAAGGUCGUUAUGGCCUUCUACACCAGCUCGGGGCCUGAGCAACAAAUGGCCCAACAGGUCUUGACUCGCUUUGAAGAAAAUCCAGAUUCAUGGACCAAAGUGCCAAGCAUUCUGGAGAACUCCAACUUUCCGCAGGCCAAGUACAUUGGCCUUCAAAUUUUAGAGAAAUUGAUCACGACGAGAUGGAAGACAUUACCAGAAGGUCAACGACAAGGUAUUCGUAACUUUGUCGUUGGAGCCACGGUCAAAGUCGCAUCGGAUGAGACUCUGUCACGAAAAGAGAAAACAUAUAUCAACAAGCUGAACCUCGCCCUUAUCCAAAUUCUCAAACAAGAAUGGCCACACAAUUGGCCCAACUUUAUCACGGAACUAGUCGAAUCUUCCAAAACCAAUCUUUCUUUGUGCGAAAACAACAUGGUCAUCCUGAAGCUGCUUUCUGAGGAGAUCUUUGACUUCUCGGCUGAGCAGAUGACGCAGAAUAGGAUCAAGAAUUUGAAGAAUCAGAUGUGCGGGGAGUUUUCUGAUAUCUUCAAACUUUGCUCGGAAGUACUUGAAGAAGCCAACAAAGCAUCGCUAAUAAAAGCCACAUUGGAGACAUUUCUUCGGUUUUUAAAUUGGAUCCCAUUAGGGUUCAUCUUCGAGACUACCAUUAUCGACCUGUUGUUGAACAGAUUCCUGGAAGCUCCCGAAUUCCGCAAUAUCACUCUCAAAUGUUUGGCCGAAAUUGCAGCUCUCCAGGUUGGGCCGGAAUACGACCCCAAAUUCGUCAUACUUUUUGCGAUGGUCAUGACCUCUGUAAAUCGCAUGAUCCCCCCGAGCACUAACAUUGCUCAAGCUUACGCGAAUGCCGGAGAUGCUGGCCAGGAACUCGUACUGAAUCUCUCACUUUUCCUAUCCAACUUUCUGACACAUCACCUGCGCGCCGUGGAGACCGAGGCCAAUCGUGAUGUUUUGUUGAACGCCCACCUUUACAUGGUCAAGGUAUCCCAAGUGGACGAACGGGAAAUCUUCAAAAUCUGUCUUGAAUACUGGAACAAACUCGUCUCGGGACUGUACGAUGAGAUUCAGAGCUUACCCAUUGGUGAAUCAGGACUUUUGAUGGGGUUGAACCUCGGCGGCUCUAAUGGGAAUAUAUUGAAUGGCAUGUCGCUCAGAAAGAAUAUAUACAGCGAUGUGCUUUCCAAUCUUCGGUUGGUCGUCAUUGAACGGAUGGUAAAGCCAGAAGAGGUUCUCAUCGUCGAGAACGAGGAGGGAGAAAUCGUCCGAGAGUUCAUGAAAGAGAGCGAUACCAUCGUCCUCUACAAGUCUAUGCGCGAGCUCUUAGUUUACCUCACUCACCUGGACGUAGCUGAUACUGAAACCAUUCUUACGGAAAAACUAGCGAAACAAGUCGACGGGUCCGAAUGGUCAUGGCAAAACCUCAACACUCUUUGUUGGGCAAUUGGUUCUAUUUCUGGUGCUAUGAAUGAAGAAACUGAGAAACGCUUCCUUGUCACGGUCAUCAAGGACCUAUUGGGAUUGUGUGAAAUCAAACGAGGCAAGGACAACAAAGCUGUCGUUGCUUCGGACAUCAUGUAUAUUGUGGGACAGUACCCGCGCUUCCUCAAAGCGCACUGGAAGUUCUUGAAGACGGUUGUAAACAAACUCUUCGAAUUCAUGCAUGAAACUCACGAAGGUGUACAAGAUAUGGCCUGCGACACCUUCAUCAAAAUUGCACAAAAAUGCCGAAGACACUUUGUCAUGCAGCAGUCCGGUGAACAGGAACCAUUCAUCGAUGAAAUCCUUCGUCUCCUUCACCGAAUCACUGUUGACCUGUCGCCGUUACAAGUCCAUACCUUCUAUGAAGCAGUUGGUCAUAUGAUAUCUGCUCAGCCCAACAAGCCCCUCCAGGAGAAGCUUAUUGCCAAAUUGAUGGAUUUGCCAAACAAUGCGUGGGAUUCCUUGAUGGCUCAGGCCGCACAGAAUAUGGACGUGCUAUCAAAUACGGAAAACAUCAAGAUACUAUCGAACGUCUUGAAGACAAAUGUAUCCGCUUGCACAUCUAUCGGAAGUUUCUACCUUCCCCAAAUCGGACGUAUUUUUCUUGAUAUGCUCGGCCUCUAUAAGGCCGUUAGUGGAAUCAUCAGCGAAACUAUUGCCAAAGAAGGUCUCGUUGCAACGAAAACACCUAAAGUUCGCCAGUUGCGAACAGUCAAAAAGGAAAUUCUAAAACUCAUGGAGACGUAUAUCAAAAAGGCAGAGGAUUUGGAAGCUGUUAACAACAAUUUCAUGCCACCUUUACUCGACGCUAUCCUUGGUGACUACAACCGCAAUGUACCUGCUGCCAGAGAUGCUGAAGUUCUAAACGUCAUGGCCACCAUAACCAGUAGGCUAGGAGCCCUGCUCACUCCCCAGAUUCCUGCUAUCCUAGAUGCCGUCUUCGAACCGACCUUGACAAUGAUUAACCAAGACUUUGCUGAAUUCCCUGAACAUCGGGUUGGUUUCUUCAAGCUAUUGAGAGCCAUCAACAUUAAUUGCUUCCCCUCUUUGUUGAGUAUACCUCCCAAUCAAUUCAAGUUGUUCAUGGACAGUAUCAUUUGGGCUAUCAAACACACAAUGCGGGACAUUGCAGACACAGGUCUUUACUUGUGUUUGGAGGUUGUCAACAAUUUCGCCAACGCAGGCGAUCCUUCCGUUAGCAACGCCUUUUUCCAACAAUAUUUCCUCAGUAUCGUCCAAGAUAUCUUCUUUGUCCUCACGGAUACGGACCACAAGAGUGGCUUCAAACUCCAGAGUGCCCUACUCGCACGCAUGUUCGAACUUGUCGAGCUCAACGCUAUUCAAACUCCACUAUACGACCCAUCUCAAGUCUCUGAUCCCAAUGUCACGAAUUCAAUGUUCCUUCGAGAAUAUACUGCCAACCUAUUGAAGACCGCUUUCCCUCAUAUUCAGCCUAUACAAAUACAAGCGUUUGUAAAUGGACUUACUGAGUACAACAGUGAUAUCAACCGCUUCAAACUUGCCUUGCGGGAUUUCCUGAUACAGCUGAAGGAAUUUUCUGGUGACAACACCGAGCUCUUCCUAGAAGAAAAGGAAGCGGAGAAUUUGAAGAAGGCUGAGGAAGAGAGGCAAGCGGCGCUGCGUAUCCCUGGUAUGCUCAAGCCUUCCCAACUGGAAGAUAAGGACGAAGAAAUAUGAUCUACUUCAGUAUGAACUUUCUCUUUAAUGACAUUUUGGCUUCCGUAUCAUUCUUAAUGGUUUACCUGCUUGCAGGUUGCUUUCGAUAGUUUUCUUUCCACAUAUGUACUACUAGCUAGCUAUACGUGCUCAAAAAUAAUGUAGAAUUGAUUUUGUACAAAGCUACCUCCCAAUGCCAUACAUAGUAACACGCAUUGGUAGAUUCAUCAAUCUGAAGUGUUUGUCAUUAUUA
This is a messenger RNA of Lentinula edodes (shiitake mushroom), 3507 nucleotides long. Its product is annotated as CRM1 C terminal-domain-containing protein. Gene Ontology annotation, molecular function: small GTPase binding; nuclear export signal receptor activity. The record is from RefSeq and is a predicted model, not a curated record. Gene Ontology annotation, cellular component: cytoplasm; nucleus. Gene Ontology annotation, biological process: ribosomal small subunit export from nucleus; ribosomal large subunit export from nucleus; protein export from nucleus. NCBI's taxonomy places the organism in Eukaryota, Fungi, Basidiomycota, Agaricomycetes, Agaricales, Omphalotaceae. Bases 48 to 3275 code for a protein of 1075 amino acids. The transcript is spliced from 16 exons.